CACUUCAUUAUUUAUAACACACUUUGUACCACUUUCAAAACUAGUAGAUCAGAGAUGUUCUCAAAGUUACCAUCCAAACUAUUGCGCACUUCCAACUCUUUUAACAAAACAAGUGAUAACCAAAUUGUCACCACAGUACUACAGCGUUUGUACUCCAACAAUGUCGUCGUCAUCGGAGGCGGCGCUAUGGGCUCCUCUGUGGCCUACUGGCUGAAAGAAAAAUCGUCCAAAAGCUCUCAAAACGUCAACGUCACAGUCAUAGAAAAAGACCCAACGUACUCCAAGUGCUCCACAGCUUUGUCAGUCGGAGGAAUCCGCCAACAAUUCUCGGUCCCCGAAAACAUCCAGAUGUCUCUGUUCGGUGCCAGAUUCAUCCAAAACCUCAAAGAACGAUUCGGACCAGAGGCCGACAUUUCGUACAUGCCUUACGGCUACUUGAUACUAGCAAGCGAAAAAGGAGCCCCCCAACUGGACCAAAACUUCCAACUACAGACAAAACUGGGGGCUACGAACACACUGUUGUCCAAACGGCAGCUCCAGGAAAGGUUUCGGUGGCUGAAUGUCGACGACGUGGAACUAGGGUGUCUCGGGUGCGAUAAAGAGGGCUGGUUUGACCCAUGGGGGCUGCUGUCUUUGCUAAAACGGGGCGCUGCGGGGAAAGGAGCCACGUUCGUCCAAGGGGAAAUAGUAGAUUUUGUUUUUGGUGUCAGUGGUGAGCCCCAGGGGGUCAAAGUCCGGUUACCCAGCAAAGAAGAACAAACUCUUCAGUUUGAUUCGUGUGUCUUAGCAGCUGGGGCAGAGUCUGGGAAGAUCGCGAAGUUGGCUAGAAUUGGACUGGGGUCAGGUGGUUUAGCGGUGCCUCUACCCGUCGAAAAAAGGAAGCGCUUCGUCUAUAGGUUUGAUAGUCAAGGUACGAAAGCCCCUCCUUUGAGGUCCCCACUGACUAUAGAUUUCACGGGGGCGUACUUUAGGAAUGAUGGGGUUUCAUACAUUGGAGGGGCGUCUCCUAAGCCUGAGGAUGAACCCACAACUGAGAAUUUGGACGUCGAUUUUGACUUUUUUGAUCGGUAUUUGUGGACACUUUUGGCUAAGAGGAUACCAGCGUUUGAGAGCCUUAAGGUUAAAGGUGCCUGGGGAGGGUACUACGAAUAUAACACUUUCGACGAGAACGGUAUUAUAGGAGGUCACAAUGUUUAUAAGAAUUUGUAUUUUGCAACAGGCUUCAGCGGUCAUGGUAUUCAGCAGUCCCCAGCCGUGGGUCUCGCCAUCGCCGAGCUCCUCCUCGACGGCAAAUUCCAAACCAUCGACCUCUCGAGGUUAGGUUUCGACAGACUCAUCACACACAAACCGUUAUAUGAAACUGAAAUUUAUUAAGUUCCGAUUCUUAUAAAACUACCACUGAAUUUGUACACCAACAAUGAAAAGUGAGCAAAUUUUAAAUAAGACAUUAAAUGGCGAUGAUAUGAG
This is a messenger RNA of Zophobas morio, 1467 nucleotides long. RefSeq names its product FAD-dependent oxidoreductase domain-containing protein 1-like. The transcript has 6 exons. The record is from RefSeq and is a predicted model, not a curated record. Lineage: Eukaryota; Metazoa; Arthropoda; Insecta; Coleoptera; Tenebrionidae. The coding region runs from base 55 to 1374 and encodes 439 amino acids. Gene Ontology annotation, molecular function: oxidoreductase activity. Gene Ontology annotation, biological process: mitochondrial respiratory chain complex I assembly. Gene Ontology annotation, cellular component: cytoplasm.